AUGGCUGGAGAAACUUUUACGUGGGUGCUCCGCAAGAUGAACUCUCUCCUGACAGAAGUGGAUUCAGAUGGCCCUUUGGGGUAUAACGGUACUCGGGAUCCUUUUCGGCUAUCGACCUCCGAAGCGGCACACUGCCCUCGAUCACCUUUCCUUCACCCAGAAACUGGCGCGAUUGGACCUCCCUGGAAUGGCCCCCUGGGAGGCAACCCCUGGGCGUGGACUAAUGCCCGUGUUCUCUCGACACUGGUCAUUGGCAUUGUUGUCCUAAUCGGCUUCUGCCUGUACGAAUGGAAGGGUACCUCGACGGGUAUUCUGAGCCACGAGCUCUUUAAGCGCCGAACCUUCACCGUUUGCAUCCCGCUCAUGUUCAUCGAGGGUAUCCUGCUAUUCGCGAUUAUCAUCUUCUACCCCGCUGUCCCUCUCAUGGUCGGCUUUUUCCUCUGGAUGGCUGGCACUGUAGGAAUGGCAACGAUCCAGCCAAACCAGUCUGUGAACCACGUCGUCUUCAACGGCCUUUGCGGCCUCGGCUUCGGCGGUCCGCUCAUUCUGCUCAUCUCGUGUGCGCAGCUCGCUGUUCCGCACCAUCUGAUCGCUACCGCGACGGCGGUCAUGACCUCGUCACGUGCCGUUGCCGCAGCAAUGUUCACCGCCAUCUACAGCGCUUCCGUCGGCAGCUCGGAAACUUCAAAGCUGCCAUCGUAUAUCGGCAAGGCGGCAGUUGCUGCUGGCUUGCCUCAAGCCACAUUGACAGAGUUCGUGCAAGCCAUGCUCAGCAAGAACGCAGCCGCCCUCGAGAAGCUAGGGACACCUGCCAUCGUUGCCGCAGCACAGAAGGCUGUCCUCCAGGCGCAGGCUGAUAGCUUCCGCAUCGUGUAUAUCAUUGCAGCACCGUUCGGGUUGGUCGCGGUCAUUCUGUCGUGGUUCAUCGAGGAUAUGACGACGCUCAUGACAUACCAUGUCGAUGCGCCGGUUGAGGUGUUGCACGCCAAGGGCUGGACUGAGGAUCGCAGGACUCAAGAGGAUCAUAGCCAGUGA
This is a messenger RNA of Trichosporon asahii var. asahii CBS 2479, 1035 nucleotides long. RefSeq names its product siderophore iron transporter, putative. Bases 1 to 1035 code for a protein of 344 amino acids. The record is from RefSeq and is a predicted model, not a curated record. The transcript is spliced from 3 exons. Gene Ontology annotation, biological process: transmembrane transport. Lineage: Eukaryota; Fungi; Basidiomycota; Tremellomycetes; Trichosporonales; Trichosporonaceae. Gene Ontology annotation, molecular function: transmembrane transporter activity.